Biomphalaria glabrata is the source of this 1228-nucleotide messenger RNA. RefSeq names its product beta-1,3-galactosyltransferase 1-like. Gene Ontology annotation, molecular function: hexosyltransferase activity. The record is from RefSeq and is a predicted model, not a curated record. Gene Ontology annotation, cellular component: membrane. The transcript has 2 exons. The coding region runs from base 227 to 1165 and encodes 312 amino acids. Lineage: Eukaryota; Metazoa; Mollusca; Gastropoda; Planorbidae.
CUUAACUUCCUGUUAUAUGAAAAUGUUUAUUGUGAAAAUGGCUUAAUUCUUCGUGUGAUUCCUCCUAGAUCUAUAUCAUGUCAGACACAGUAGCAAUCUGUGAAAGUGUAAAUAGGGAUAAAACAACACGCUGGCAAACAUGUUUCCAAAGUAUAGAUCUAGUUUGAUUAUCAGAUAGGUAAUGUUAUUGAUUGAAGUCUAGAUUAGAUCAUGUUCAGUGUAUAAUAUGCUUGUCAGAGGACAGUCCUUUUACAAACAAACAUGUAUAUCUGUAUUCUUUGGAGGAGUUCUUGUGAUUUCAAUAAGCUCCAACUUUCUAAACACCCACAGUGAUUCCAAGAAGACCGUCUGCAGAUCGUACGCCAGCGAGCUCAACGAGCUGAGCGUCAGAAAGGAAGAGGUUCGAACCCUGAAAAGCGUCGUCUCUUUCCUCACCGAGCCGACCAUCAACGAGCAUAAUUUCAGCUUCAUCCACAACCCCAAAGACACGUGCUCCAACUCGACGAAUGUCCUGUACGUGGUCCCCUCGGCUCCGACGAACUUUUGGCGCAGGAGCAAGGUGAGGCAAGGCUUCCUCGGGACACACGUAGGGAACUCGAACGGGAACGCGAAGCUGCUGUUCUUCCUUGGGAAAUCGACGGACGAAGCGCUAGACGCCGAGACCCAGGCCAGCGUGGUGGACGAAUUCGUCAAGCACAACGACAUCGUCCAAGAAGCCUUCGAAGACAGCCGGAGGAACUACCGCCUCAAGGCCGUGUCCAUGCUGAAGUGGCCCGCUUACUUCUGCCGGGAGGCCAAGUAUGUCGUGCGGCUGGAUGACGACAUUGAGUUCAACAUUGAAAGACUUUUUGCCGCACUUAAGGAGGCCAGUGCCCUGUACGCACACUUCGUACUGGGGCACCGCAAGGACAACGGCUCCCCGGUGCGGGCUCCCUCCGAUAGGAUGUACAUCUCCAGGGAGGAAUACCCAGACAGACAUUUCCCAAUAUACAUCCACGGUCGUAUCCAGGCCUACCCAAUGGCCACUGUACGGCUGUUGUACCAGGCUUCUCUCAGGGUCAAACCCAUUUGGUUGGAAGACGUAUUCAUCACAGGCCUCUGUGCACUCAAGGUGGACGUAGCCCUGGUGAAUCUCACAGGAGACGAGUUCAAACACUUAGAAUAGUCUUGCAAACUCACCAACUUGUACAGCACCAUAUUUCUUUUAUUACACUAUUUCCCAACGCUU